Messenger RNA from Myodes glareolus (Bank vole), 2203 nucleotides. The record is from RefSeq and is a predicted model, not a curated record. Lineage: Eukaryota; Metazoa; Chordata; Mammalia; Rodentia; Cricetidae.
CGGGAUGCUGCCGGCAGCCCUCUUCCUUAGAACUCGUUCUGGCUUUCCAGUCCCUUGAGCAGAUCCAGGCAUUGUUUUCUAGUUUUCUGGUCCUUAAAAAAAAAAACAAAACGGUUACGCCCUCAGUGUCUACCAUGAACUUGGGCUCUGGGGAUUGAUUAAGUCUCUCGAGUGGGAGAGACAGCCCUGUUGUAGGACACAUAGGCUCAGCUGAGAACCUGGGAUAACCAAGUUAAAGGAUUGACUUUAAACAGUCAUCAUGCGCACACCUUACUCUUAAGUCCACACUCUAGACUAGAGCCCGAGGACUAGGAAAUCAGGUACACAGAAAGAAAUCAGUGUCAUUCACACUUCUAAGAAGGAUCUGGGACUAGAAUUAGUGUCUCCUGACCCCAUCCAAUAGUUGCUUAGGAUGAAUAGUUGCUUAGGAGUCCAAAGGAUGAACUCCGAAAUCCAUGGAUGACCUAGAGAAUGCUUAGCUAUUACUUCUGCUGUCAACAUGUCAGAAUCCCAGCGUAUUUUGAUGAUGGGAGCAAGGUGCUGGCGUUAAUCCAUUCUACAGGUAUUAACUGUCUGGCCUAUGAUGAAGCCAUUAUGGCUCAGCAGGACCGAAUUCAGCAAGAGAUUGCUGUGCAGAAUCCUCUGGUGUCCGAACGUCUGGAACUCUCAGUCCUGUACAAGGAGUACGCUGAGGAUGACAACAUCUAUCAACAGAAGAUCAAGGACCUCCACAAAAAGUACUCCUACAUCCGGAAGACAAGGCCCGAUGGCAACUGCUUCUACCGAGCAUUUGGCUUCUCCCACUUGGAGGCACUCCUGGAUGACAGCAAGGAGCUGCAGCGGUUCAAGGCUGUGUCUGCCAAGAGUAAAGAGGACCUGGUGUCCCAGGGCUUCACAGAGUUCACAAUCGAGGACUUCCACAACACGUUCAUGGACCUUAUCGAGCAGGUGGAGAAGCAGACCUCGGUAGCUGACCUGCUGGCCUCCUUCAAUGACCAGAGCACCUCAGACUACCUUGUGGUCUACCUGCGGCUGCUCACCUCGGGCUACCUGCAGCGGGAAAGCAAGUUCUUCGAGCACUUCAUUGAGGGUGGCCGGACUGUUAAGGAGUUCUGCCAGCAGGAGGUAGAACCCAUGUGCAAGGAGAGCGACCAUAUCCACAUCAUCGCCCUGGCCCAGGCCCUCAGCGUGUCCAUCCAAGUAGAGUACAUGGACCGUGGUGAGGGUGGCACCACCAACCCACACGUCUUCCCCGAGGGCUCCGAGCCCAAGGUCUACCUUCUCUACCGGCCUGGACACUACGAUAUCCUCUACAAAUAGGGCCGGCUGGCCUGCUGCGCCAUGCCUGCCCCCCCCUACCAGGCGCUAAACAUGUACAGAGGGUUUUUGGUUUUUGGUUUGGUUUCUUUUUUUCUUUUUCUUUUCUUUUUUUUUUUUUUUUGUGGUUGUAAAUGGUCAUAUUUUCACUCCUCCCUUAUCCUGUCACACACCUUCCAUGUUUUAUUAAAGGGGAUGCUGGUGGUGAGCCCGAGUGUGCGUUUCCCUGCUCUGCUGCUCCGCCCUACCUGCCCGCUGGCUGCUGUGUGCCUGGCUGUCCCUUUCCCCAGGGUGGGUCCCCUUGCUUUCUACCUGUCUACCCCCAAGCAUUUCUGCCAAGAGAAGUUUGAGGAGGCUAGGCCUCCAGGUUCCUUGGAGUUCUGCUUUCUCCCCACCCCAAGGCCUCCUUGACUUUCCAGGGGUUUUCGUGGGAACUUUUGAAGUUCCUUGGGAACUUGGCUGGAGGUCUCUGGUCACCCAUACUCAAAGCUGCCCCUUAGACUAGUUAUAGAUUUGCUGUUCUGGCCAGGGCCCCCAGGUCACAGCUUUCUGCCCACCUCCAGGGGUCUGCAUGAUUGAGGAGUCCUGAGAUGAGAGGUUAUGGGAGGAGGCUGACCCAGGUAGGUGGAGGAGCUAUACAUCCUCAGUGGGCCCCAGGAAGAGCUGGCCUGGUAUGGGAGGAACAUAAGGCCUCAUGUCUAGGCAAGGCUUGCCUGUUAACUGUUCCCCAGAGUCCCCUGCCUGUGCUUGCUCUGCACCCUCUUUGCUUGAGCCAUACCUGCAUUACCUGCCUCUUUGCUUUCUCCUCCCACCCAGCACAUGUGGGCUCUCAGCCCAAGCUGUGAGCUCCUUGGGGGCAGGCCCUCAAUAAAUGUGAAGUGCUGCC